CGCGAGGCAAAUAUGGAGUGAUCAGGUGGCAAAACAGUUCGUUCCAGACCAUGUAAAUAGUUGAUUUUCACUCGUCAUGGGAUUAUUGGGUGGCUUUAGGGCCAAGUUUUCAAAAGAUAGUGUCGCGAAGAAAAACAGUAAAAUAUCAAAGAAAAAUACUGUGGUGUGUGUUGGAUAUAGGGUAUUCUCGGAGUUUCAAGACAUUCCCCAAUAUCGACCAAUAUCAGAACCACCGGUAGCAAAACAACCUACCGCAAUCAAAACAGUAAUACCUCAAGCAGAUCCCAAUAUAAAUGGAAUUAAUAGUAAACCAUUGCAAUCCCCAGAUAGGCCUGUGGGUACUAUGAUUAUUACUAAUCCUACCGCAAGAAAAUCAGUAAAUAAACCAGUCUCCAAUUCAGCUGUAAGUAAUACAUCUGAAAUACAAUCAAAUCAUUUGGAUUUUAGUGCAAACUAUAACCAUGAAAUAAGCGGGUUAACAGUGGGUAUUUCUAGAAAUGUGCAAGUUAUUGAGAAACCCACACCUGCUGUUAGAAGUAUAUCUAAUGAUAAAAAUAGCGAAACUGAAGAAGAAUCGCGAAGAAAUAAAUCACUUAUGGACGACAUAAUUACUGUCUUUGCUGAAGAUGACAAUAAUACUAAUUCGGAUGAAAAAAACACUUUUUAUAAUGUGAGAGAACCAGGUAAAUCACCAACAGAGAACAUCCCCAGAGCAGAACAUAACGGAGUACUUAUAGUAGAUGUUUCUGAUAAUUAUAUUAAUCAACAUGACGAUGAAUCCCUCAAAUAUACGAAUAUAAUAAGUGAUCAAGGUUCAUUAACUGACUCAAGAACCACGUUUAAUAUAAAUACUAUAGAAAAUCCCUAUGAAAACGAGAGUGACGAUAACGAAUCGAGCUGGUAUCAAGAAACAGAAUCAUCUUUUCAAGAGGAAAACAAACAAACCAUCACCACAAGACAUUUGAGCAGUGUGCAAACUUUCAAAACCACAUCUACUCUAGGAGCUACAAGUAGCGCUACAAAUAUCUUCUUUGCAAGCGACGACGAGGAGCCAGAAGAGGUGGAACCUAGGCCGGCGCCUAGAAAAUUUAAUAUGAGAAUAAAUCAUGAGGGGAUUGAAGGUCGUAGUGGUGCUGAGUGUUGAAAACGAAAUGUGUAAGAGAUUAUUAUUUGUUACCACAAUUAAGUCGUUGCUGUGAUACGUUGUGUGUAUGUUUGUUAGGACCUUAUAUACCGUCAACGUAGAUACGAUCUAGUUUAUUUUUUAUUAUAAACGUCCUAUUUAUUUACGGUAAUAAAGUCAAAUAAUUUUAAGUAAGCCUUCUUCAAUAUCAUGACAGAUUUAAUUUAGCUGUUAAGAUAAGAUUAUGCUCUUAAAACAUAAUUUAAAAAUAUAAUGAAUAAUACUAUAGGUAGACAAUGCCAAUACCUAACUUUUCGAUACUAAUUUUGUGAAAAUUGUGUUUUUCAGUAAAUGCAAUAUUAAAAAAAAUUGGUUACUUAAUAUAAAGAAUUAUUAAUA
Anthonomus grandis grandis is the source of this 1522-nucleotide messenger RNA. RefSeq lists its product as uncharacterized. NCBI's taxonomy places the organism in Eukaryota, Metazoa, Arthropoda, Insecta, Coleoptera, Curculionidae. The transcript is spliced from 2 exons. The record is from RefSeq and is a predicted model, not a curated record. Bases 77 to 1144 code for a protein of 355 amino acids.